AUUUGUUGUGUUGAAAGGUGAGCGAGGUUUCCACUGUCCACAUGCACCUUCUUCACCUAAUAAUAAUAAACAUAAACUCAGAUACUUCUCUUUUGCAUAAUACUAUUGCACUUCCCCAUUUCCUGGAUCCCAUCUUGCUUGCAUUUAUGAUUUAUGUGGAAGUGGAAUCAAAACAUUAUUGUACUUUUCCCAUGAAAUAAGCCUUCAACUUGUUGCACCACACACGACCUUGUUGGUUUGAUCAUUGAUGUGAGCAUUAGCAAUGGCAGAGGUGCUGCAGCGAGGUCGCUCUCUGGCUGAGACACCAACGUAUUCAGUUGCCUCUGUUGUUACUGUCAUGGUCUUUGUCUGCUUCUUGGUUGAGCGUUCAAUCUACCGCUUUGGAGAGUGGUUGAGGAAAACAAGAAGGAAGGCACUUUUUGCUUCACUGGAGAAAAUUAAGGAAGAGUUGAUGCUGCUUGGGCUUAUCUCUUUGUUGUUGGCACAAAGUGCAAGGUGGAUCUCCGAAAUUUGUGUGGAUUCAUCACUUUUUAGCAGUCGAUUUUAUAUUUGUUCUGCACAAGACCUGGGCACGACUGAGAAUAUCAUGCACGAAAGCUUGUCCUCUUUCCCUGAUGAAACUACUAUUCCAAAGGGUCUAAAUAGUGGAGCAUUCAACCAAUGUGGAGCGGGCCAUGAACCAUUUGUUUCAUAUGAGGGCCUUGAGCAGCUGCACAGGUUCUUAUUUGUUCUUGGGAUCACUCAUGUUAUGUAUAGUUGUCUGGCAGUUGGUUUAGCAAUGAGCAAGAUCUAUAGUUGGCGCAGAUGGGAAAAUCAGGCUAAGAUGGCAAUCGAUGGAAACUUGCAAGGAAAGAAAAUAAAGGUUAUGAGGCGGCAGACAACAUUUGUUUUCCAUCACACAUCUCAUCCAUGGAGCAGGAGUCCAAUCCUAAACUGGAUGCUCUGUUUUCUACGUCAGUUUAGGAGCUCUAUACAAAAAUCAGAUUACCUUGCACUCCGUUUAGGUUUCAUCACUGAACACAAAUUGCCGUUGUCUUAUAAUUUUCAUAAAUAUGUGGUUCGAAGCAUGGAAGAUGAAUUUCAUGCCAUUCUAGGAAUAAGCUGGCCACUUUGGCUUUAUGCCAUAGUCUGCAUCUUCGUGAACAUCCAUGGUCUGAAUAUAUACUUCUGGCUAUCAUUUAUCCCUGCAAUUCUUGUCAUGUUGAUAGGGACAAAACUUCAACAUGUUGUAUCCACUUUAGCACUUGAAAUUAUGAAGCAGACAGGUCCAUCUGCUAGGACACAAGUGAAGCCGCGCGAUGAUCUUUUUUGGUUCAAAAAGCCAGAUAUACUGUUAUGGCUGAUACAAUUUGUCAUAUUUCAGAAUGCCUUUGAAAUGGCAACAUUUAUUUGGACAUUGUGGGGAUUCCAAGAACAAUCGUGCUUCACGAGAAACCAUUACAUGAUCAUCACUCGGUUGGCUUCUGGUGCUCUUGUUCAAUUCUGGUGUAGCUAUAUGACAGUGCCCCUGAAUAUUAUAGUUUCUCAGAUGGGAUCUCGAUGUAAGAAGGCCUUAGUAGCUGAGAGUGUUCGAGAGUCUCUGCAUAGUUGGUGUAAAAGAGUAAAACACAAGUCUAAGCAUGACUCGGUGCAUUCACACACCGCAAGAUCAGUGUGUUCCCUCGAAUCAACAAUUGAUGAGAGGGAUGAAAUAACAGUUGUAUCCGGUACUCUAACUCGAAGUUCAUCCUUAGAGUCUUUGAAUCAGAUAACAGUGACUUCAGUAGACCAGCUGAACUUUGAGACUCCCAACAAUCCAAAAGAUUCAAUUAAGGUGACCGAGUAUUUGUCUGAGUCUGUGUAUACUAAUACUAAUAAUCCCCCACAACCGUCAUACAACGGGGAAGACCAUGUUGGCAAUGGAGAGGAAGCAAAAGUUGACACUCUUCUUGAUUUGUUUCAGAAGACAUGAUUUAUUAAUGUUUCAUAUUUGAAGUUUUACUUCAGAACUAGUUGGAACUCAUAGAGCAUAUAUGUAAAAAUCAGUCUUAAAUGCUCUGAAGCAUAGACGCAAGUAGUGGAGAAUGAAGAAGCUACCUUGUACUGCACAUACAGCUAGAUAUCAUCUCCCUCUUCUUUGAAGUGAUAUGAAGGUUAAAAAAAAUUGGCCAUACAAUUUACUUCCUAGCAUUUUGGAACUGUAAUCCUCCGUAUUAACAUCAUGUUCUAUAACAAGUUAAGAACAUUUGUAAGAAGCAAUUUCAUCAAUUAUUAGGGAAAUGCAAGUUAGAUCAGAGUUGUUAUUCAACACAGAAAGAGGAAAGGACAGUGCAGAAACAGCAAGGAAAAGAUUAUUACAUACAACAAGAUCACUUAAUACCACAAGUGAAGAAUUAAAGCAUAACUUUCUGAUCAUACAUAGGUAAUAAUAAGGAGGAGGAUACUGAGAAAUAGAGGAAAUUCUAUUAUAUUGUUACACCUGCUCCAUGAAUUGCUCACUUGGUCCUCAACUAUAGAGUAACUCAUAACCAUUGCAUAAACACAUAAUUAAA
Molecule: messenger RNA, 2531 nt
Organism: Cajanus cajan (pigeon pea)
Lineage: Eukaryota; Viridiplantae; Streptophyta; Magnoliopsida; Fabales; Fabaceae
Gene: MLO4
Product: Seven transmembrane MLO family protein
Biological process (GO): defense response
Cellular component (GO): membrane
Source: RefSeq, a predicted model, not a curated record